Molecule: messenger RNA, 1665 nt
Organism: Micromonas pusilla CCMP1545
Lineage: Eukaryota; Viridiplantae; Chlorophyta; Mamiellophyceae; Mamiellales; Mamiellaceae
Exons: 2
Coding region: 1-1665 (554 amino acids)
Molecular function (GO): protein binding
Source: RefSeq, a predicted model, not a curated record
AUGGGUUCCGGGCGCGACAAGCGCAAGAAAGCGGCGAAACGAUCCGGCGGCGACGCGUCCGGCGGUACGAGCGGCUCGUCCAAGACGGACCGGAAGACGGACAAGAACGCGGCCAAGCUCGAGCGCAGGAUGGAUCGCGCGGGGAAGGAGGACGACAUCGACGCGCUGCUGGCGAACAUCAAGCUCUUGGACGCGAAGACGACCGCGGUGCACAUCACGGAGAACGCGCCCAAGCCGAGCGCGCGGUGUAACUGCUCGUUCACGGCGACGCUCGCGCAGAAGCCCGCGGAGAUCGUGAUGUACGGCGGCGAGGUCGUGGACUCGGGAGGGAAGACGCGCGUCUUUAGCGAUCUGUACCGAUACGACGUGGAGAAGAAUCGAUUCGCGCGCGUCGUCGCGCCGAACGCGCCGCCGCCGAGGAGCGCGCACCAAGCGGUCGCGCACGGGGGAUACGUGUACGUCCACGGCGGCGAGUUCACGUCGCCGAACCAGGAGAAGUUCUAUCACUACCGCGAUCUGUGGCGGUUCGAGCUCGAGACGAACGCGUGGGAGUCGCUCCCUUCCAAGACGGGUCCGAGCGCGCGAAGCGGCCACCGCAUGAUCGUCCACCCGAACGGCAAGUCGCUCCUGAUGUUCGGCGGCUUCUACGACACCGGGAACGAGAUUCGGUACUACAACGACGUCUGGGAGCUCGCGCUCGAGAGCAAGACGUGGCACCUUCGAUGCGGCGGCGGCGGCGGCGGCGCGGCGGCGCUCGAGGGGCCGUCCCCUCGAAGCGCGGCGCACGUCUCGGCGCACGGGGACCGCAUGUUCGUCUACGGCGGGUACUGCAAACACGCGGGCGACGGCGAUGGCGACGACGGCGACGUGGAGAAAGGGCAGACGUACUCGGAUCUGUGGUCGCUGAGUUUGAAGACGUGGAAGUGGACGCGAGAGAAGAAGCAAGGGCUCGCGCCGGGACCGCGCGCGGGGGCGACGUCGGCGGUGCAUCACGCGAAGAAGCGGUCGGUGCUCUUCGGCGGCGUCGUCGACCACGAGAUACGAAAGGGCGAGGUCAUCGUCUCCGAGUUUUUCAGCGACUCGUACGCGAUGAGCGUCGAGAGCGGGCGAUGGUACCCGGUGACGCUGUACGCGGACAAAGACGAUAAGAAGGGCGAGACCCCCUCCGCGGGUCCGUCGACGGGGAAGGAGGAAGCCGAGAAGGUGGCGCGCGGCGAGAGCGUCAACGCGAACUUCAACGUCAGGGAUAACCAAGCGCGCGCGGCGAUUAAGAUACAGGCGCACUAUCGCGGCUACGCGGUGAGAAAGGCGUACAAGCUGUAUCGCGUCGGCGGGCAAGUCAGCGAAUUGCUGUACUCCCCGGGGAGCGGCGAGGCGGCGCCGAAGACGGCGCCGCGGCCGCGCGGGAGGAUGAACGCCGCCGUGGCGUGCCGCGGGAACACGAUGUAUCUCUUCGGCGGCGCCGUGGAGAUUGGCGACGCCGAAGUCGCGCUGGACGACGUGUGGGCGUUAGAGCUCACGCAGCGACCGAAGUGGAGGCAAAUCUCUGGGCUGUCCGAGGACGUCGCCGCCGCCGUCGUCGGCGACGGGCACGUCUCCUCGGACGACGACGAAGAAGACGGCGACGGCGACGGCGACGGCGACGGCGACGAUGGAAGAGAAUAG